GUUUAAAUACUCUGUUUCCUUUUUCAAAACACUUGUUUGUCUCAGCAGAUUGUCGGUUUAUGUCUGGCUUUGGUGAUGAGGGUUUAACUUGAGCAUAGUAUCAUGGAUGAGGACAGCAAACCGUUACUGGGGUCAGUCCCACCUGGAGAUUAUUACACUGAUUCACUGGACCCCAAACAGAGAAGGCCGUUCCACGUGGAGCCCAGAAAUAUAGUAGGGGAAGAUGUUCAGGAGAGAGUGUCAGCUGAAGCUGCAGUGCUGAGCAGUAGAGUUCAUUACUACGGCCGUCUGACAGGCUCUUCAGACAGACUACUGGCACCUCCAGACCACGUGAUUCCUUCUCAUGAGGAUAUUUAUAUCUACAGUCCACUGGGAACAGCGUUCAAAGUGCAGGGAGGAGACAGCCCUGUCAAAAACCCCAGCAUUGUCACAAUCUUUGCCAUUUGGAACACCAUGAUGGGAACAUCCAUAUUAAGUAUACCAUGGGGAAUAAAACAAGCUGGUUUUACUCUGGGCAUCAUCAUUAUUGUUCUUAUGGGCCUGUUGACGCUCUAUUGCUGCUACAGAGUGUUGAAGUCCACAAAAUCCAUACCUUACGUAGAUACCUCAGACUGGGAGUUUCCUGAUGUGUGUAAAUAUUACUUUGGGGGAUUUGGAAAAUGGUCCAGUCUCGUCUUCUCGCUGGUGUCACUGAUUGGUGCAAUGGUCGUCUACUGGGUGCUCAUGUCCAACUUCCUGUUCAAUACAGGAAAAUUCAUUUUCAACUAUGUUCACAAUGUCAACACAUCAGAUGCAUUUGGCACAAAUGGAACUGAGAGAGUUAUAUGUCCAUAUCCAGAUCUGGAUCCACAUGGGAACAGCAGCACUUCCCUGUACUCUGGAAGUGGUAACAGCACAGGUCUUGAGUUUGAUCGCUGGUGGAGUAAAACCAACACCAUCCCGUUUUACCUCAUUCUUCUGCUGCUGCCGCUGCUCAAUUUCCGCUCUGCUUCUUUCUUCGCCAGGUUCACUUUCUUAGGCACUAUAUCAGUGAUCUAUCUAAUUUUCCUGGUCACAUAUAAAGCUAUUCAACUGGGCUUUCACCUGGAGUUCCACUGGUUUGAUUCAUCAAUGUUUUUUGUUCCAGAGUUCCGAACACUGUUUCCUCAGCUGAGUGGAGUUCUCACAUUGGCAUUUUUCAUUCAUAACUGCAUCAUCACACUCAUGAAGAACAACAAACAUCAAGAAAACAAUGUCCGGGAUCUGUCACUGGCGUACCUGCUGGUGGGAUUGACGUAUCUCUAUGUAGGAGUGCUGAUCUUUGCUGCUUUCCCAUCACCACCGUUGUCUAAAGAAUGCAUUGAACCAAACUUUCUGGAUAAUUUUCCCAGCAGUGACAUCCUGGUUUUUGUAGCGAGGACCUUUCUUCUGUUCCAGAUGACCACAGUGUAUCCUCUGCUUGGGUACCUGGUGCGUGUGCAGCUCAUGGGGCAGAUCUUUGGCAACCAUUACCCUGGUUUUCUCCAAGUGUUUGUUCUGAACGUCCUCGUUGUCGGCGCUGGAGUUCUGAUGGCCAAGUUUUACCCAAACAUUGGCUCCAUCAUCAGGUAUUCGGGGGCUUUAUGUGGCUUGGCUCUGGUGUUUGUUCUUCCCUCUCUGAUCCACAUGGUCUCGCUGAAGCGCAGAGGUGAGUUACGCUGGACCUCCACCCUCUUCCACGGCUUCCUCAUACUGCUGGGUGUGGCCAAUCUGCUGGGACAGUUCUUCAUGUAACACACAUCUGAUGAUAGAAGAGGAACUCUGUGUGGAGAGCUGAAACAGUUCCUUGGGUGCUUUUCACAGGAAUGACGACUUCGUACUGGAACUUAAAUGAUCAAGUCCCCAUGGCUCUUAUCAUGAAAAGGCACCAAACGGCUUUGUUUUGACAUUUUACAAGGGUUUAAUUAAAGUUCAGCAUUAUUAUAUUGCUUUUAACAGCUCUUAUUAAAGUGACAUUUCAACCAAAAUAUUUCAUUUACUCAUCGUUAAGUGGUUCUAAACUUUUAUAAAUCUUUUUUAUUUGAUGAACACCAAACAAGAUAUUCUGAAGGAAACCAGCAGCCAUUGAUAGUAGGAACUAAAGAAAAUACCAUGGAGGUCAAUGGCUUUUUUCCCCAACAUCUUCCUUUGAAGAAAGAAAGUUGAACAGGUUUGGAACAAGUAAAUGAUGAUUUCACUUUUGGUUGAACUAUCACUUUAAGCUUUAGACAAGCUCUUCCAACACGAUUUAAUCAUUCUGUUUAACUCAAAUUAUCAAUCACAUUAAUCCUCAUCUUACAUGAAGCUAUGCAUUCUCACUCAAACAUUGAUGUGGAGUGAAGACACUUGUUACACGAGAUGAGCAGAUUGUUUUUAUUACCAGAACUGUACUGAAUGCCAGUCAAUUCUGUUGGUCUCCUCAAAAGACAAAAAGUUCUCAAUAGAAACUGUAGAUCAUGUGGUCUCAAACUCCUGAAGGGCCACAGCAGAUUUUUAGCUCCAACCACCUCCAAAUCACACCUGCUUAAUAGUCUUGAUUAGUCUUAAAGGGCCACGAGACGACCCCCCCGUUUCAGCAGGGUGUUCUUGGAAAAAGUCAGAAAAGUGGGUGUGUCGGAAGGGAAAGAGGGAAGUUGCAUAAAAAUGGGAGUUUCGGUUUGGGCCCACGCUGAUUUUCACAGAGGCAAAACAAACACAUGCAGGGGAGAAAGACAGUGACUGUUUACAGGGAUAUCAGUAAUCAAAUUAUUUGCCAAAUUCUUAAAUGGUGGACUUUAACUGCAGUUUGGCACUUUUUUAUUCAGGAACAUUUUAUUCAUGUCCCUCGUGACAUCAGAUAUUUGAUUCGAGGAACUGCUGGAAGCGUCUAUUUUUAAUGCAAUGUUUGAUACCGCACGGCGAAUGAGAGAAAAAAACCCUCCGCAUUUCUCGGUAACCUAGAUGCACUCGGUAGGUAGCAUCAGAAAGCCGUGUGUGUAGACUAUCCUGUCACAAAAUGUGCCGAAAAUCCUACACGACGGUAAUAGUUUGAAUGCAGUGUUUACACUUGAAGAGCAACAUUUACAGAGGAUCUUUCAGUCUAUAAUAUUGUAGUGAUAAUAAUGUACUGUAAACUUAGAAAUCAUUUUGACUAAAGUAUGUCUUUAAACACUGAAAGAGUACUGCUGGCGAUACGAAUUAACUUUGCCAUCUGAAUAAACAAACAAAGACCACUGAUCGCUUGCUUACCAAGUCUGUAGAGACAGGACAAUCAACACCAACUGAAGCCGCGUCUUUUUUAAAAGGAGACGAGUGGCAAAUCCAGAUUUCACCAUUUCCAGAUGAGAAAAGCUCUGGGGUAAAAAAUGUUUCUUAGACACGUAUUGUAUUUUUGUUGCGCGUCACGUGCACUGUAUCUACACGUGAGUCCAGCUGCACUCUCUUAGCGGGAAAAUUAUAAAUGCAACACUAAUCACCCUGUGUCUCCCAACAAUUCUUCUGCUACCACUUGUUUUGGCAACACAAUGUGGUGUCUUGCUGCCGUCUGAACACUGUACAGGUCUUCGAAGCUAUCAUACAUAUUAAUGAAGUUGCACCUCAUUCAUAAUAGAGCGUGCUGAUUGGUUUGAACCAAGUCUUUCUCAUAAAUUAAUGCAGCACACUCAGAGACGUCACGAUGCACUCGCAUGUACAGACAUCCAAUCUUCAUGCUGAAAUACACACAAGUAUCUAAUCGCCGUGACGCAGCUUCAAAAAAUCGUUUCAAACCAGAAGAACGAAUUAGCUCGAAAUAACGCAAAAAUAACCAAUUUUCACUUUUUUGUGAAAUAUGUGUGUCCUAAUAGUGUUUAUAGCAGCGUGGGACACAUUAAUGACUGUCAACAGCUCAAAAAAUGUGUUUUGUGACCCUUUAAACAGCUCAUCCAACUAAUCAAGGUGUUUGAUUAGGGUUGGAGCAAAACUGCAGAGCUGCAGCCCUCCAGGAAUUGAGUUUGAGACCACUGCUGUAUAUAUAUAUUGGUAUGUGUCUUCCAGACUUGGUCCUUACUGUGACAGUCAUACAGUAAAUCUGUUGUGAUAGAAUCUGGAUUUAUAAAGGGAAACAAAUGUAUUUAAACAUUGUAACAAGAGAAAUGUUCUUGAUGAUAUUGUAGUUUUCAUGUCGUUCUCCAGCUGAAUCUGAGUGUACUGAUGCAUUUUAUGAGUUCAUGUCACUUUAUGAAAUAUGUGCACAUCCAUAAGGGAAGCUUCAAUUUGCACACCUUGUCACUUUUAUGUAUUUGUCGAUAUAUUUUUGAAUUUAAUUUAAAUAAUUAGCAUUUAUUGGAAUAAAAUUAAGCCAAACACAUUACUGAGGAAUAGUUCAACCAUAUAAAAUGUUCAAUACAGCAUUGUUAACUGUGUCUUAAUGGUUUCCUUCAUUAUGUUUUUCAGCUCAUUCAAAAAGUGCUAAUUGUGCUUUUUCACAGGAAAUAAAUGUAUUCAAAGCACACCCAAAAAGCUUUACAGAAAGAAAUGUUCAUGAAAACGAACAAACUCUGAGUUGCUUGUUAACUUAAAAUGAUGGUUCUUCAGCUACUGACCAGCUAGUAGAGCGUAAUUAUUUAUGUAUAUACCAAUAUAUACGGAAUUUUUUCGGAAAUGAAAAAUUGUUAUAUUAUAAAUUAGUUUUAUGUUCAAAAUAGUUUUAUCAGUUCAAUUACACAAAGAAAUAAGCUCAUUUUUUGCAAUGGUUAAUAAAAAUGCUUCUGAUUUCAUUCAUUGUUAAAAUGGGGUGUUUCUGAAAUGUUUUGAUGCAUAUAAACAGA
Messenger RNA from Danio aesculapii, 4784 nucleotides. RefSeq names its product solute carrier family 38 member 9 (gene slc38a9). The record is from RefSeq and is a predicted model, not a curated record. The coding region runs from base 103 to 1752 and encodes 549 amino acids. Lineage: Eukaryota; Metazoa; Chordata; Actinopteri; Cypriniformes; Danionidae. Gene Ontology annotation, molecular function: amino acid transmembrane transporter activity. The transcript has 15 exons. Gene Ontology annotation, biological process: amino acid transmembrane transport.